UUGACACAGAAUAUAUUUGGACAAGAAAUAGCUGUAAAUGUGCUUCCAGGAAUUCUCAAAGACUAUCUUAAAAGAAAUCAAGACAUUCCAAAGACAAAGCCUUUAGUUCUUUCAAUGCAUGGAUGGACAGGUGUUGGUAAAAAUUAUGCCAGUCGAAUUAUUGCAGAGACUUUCAGACCUAAAUCUUUUGUGAAGUUCCUCGUUCCUCUACAUUUCCCUCAUGCCAGGGAUGAUGAUGUUUAUUAUAAUCAAAUUAUACAAUGGAUAGACUCAAAUAUCACUCAGUGUCACAUCAAUAUAUUUCUAUUUGAUGAAAUGGAUAAAGCAACACCAGGAGUCAUCUCUGGUAUACAAACAGCUAUUAUUAACCAAUCAAAUAAAAGCUCUUCUGAUACACCUGUAAUCUUCAUGUUGCUUAGCAACUCAAAAGGUGCUGAAAUUAACAGACUUGUCUUUACAAAUGAAAAGACUCAUUCAGAAAUCUCUCAUGAUUUUGACUUUAAAGAUGUUUUUUCAGAUUCCAAUUCUUGGUUUUCAAGUUUUAAUUCCAAGAAUCUUAUAGACAGUUUUAUUCCAUUUCUACCACUAGAGAAGUCCCAUGUUAGGCAAUGUAUUAGUCAAGAUGGAAAACAGAAAAAUCUCAAAAUAUCAGACACAAACAUGGAUCAGAUUCUUAAAGAAUUAUCAUUUUUAUCAGUGCCUGGUACUAACAAGGAAUAUUCUAAGACUGGAUGUAAGAGAGUUUCAGACAAGGUUGAUCUA
Molecule: messenger RNA, 762 nt
Organism: Lottia gigantea (owl limpet)
Lineage: Eukaryota; Metazoa; Mollusca; Gastropoda; Lottiidae
Exons: 1
Molecular function (GO): ATP binding; ATP hydrolysis activity
Source: RefSeq, a predicted model, not a curated record